Struthio camelus australis is the source of this 2237-nucleotide messenger RNA. Lineage: Eukaryota; Metazoa; Chordata; Aves; Struthioniformes; Struthionidae. The record is from RefSeq and is a predicted model, not a curated record.
UCCUUUUCAUUUUAGAAUGGCCAGAGUUUCUUGGUGUUGGAUGAACAGAGAUUUGCAAAAGAGAUUCUUCCCAAGUAUUUCAAGCACAACAACAUGGCAAGCUUUGUCAGACAAUUGAACAUGUAUGGCUUCCGUAAAGUUGUCCAUGUUGAUUCUGGGAUUGUCAAACUGGAGCGAGAUGGCCCAAUAGAGUUUCAGCACCCAUAUUUUAAGCAGGGCCGGGAGGACCUGUUGGAACAGAUUAAAAGGAAGGUUUCUUCAAGACCUGAAGAAAAUAAGAUUCGUCAGGAAGAUCUUUCCAAAAUCAUAAGCAGUGCUCAGAAAGUGCAGAUUAAACAAGAGACUAUUGAAAAUCGAUUGUCUGCUUUAGAGAGAGAGAAUGAAUCUCUUUGGAGGGAAGUGGCAGAGCUGAGAGCAAAACACUUGCAACAACAGCAAGUUAUUCGGAAGAUUGUGCAAUUUAUUGUUACCUUGGUGCAGAAUAACCAACUAGUGAGCCUGAAGCGUAAGAGGCCUCUACUUCUGAACACUAAUGGACCUGCAAAGUCAAAUGUAUUUCAACAAAUUGUCAAAGAACCAGCUGACAGUAGCCAUCACGUGCCUCUUAACAGACCUGAGGGCUUAAAACAAAGGGAGCAGAUUUCAGAUGAUAUCAUUAUCUAUGAUGUCACUGAAGAUGUGGGUGAUGAAGAAAACACCAUGGGUAAUGAAGAAAAUCCUCCUAUUACACCAGAAACAAAUGAAGAUACCACUUCAGAUUCUUCCAACUGUAGUAAUUCUCCUGAUAUUGUAAUUGUGGAAGAUGAUAACGAGGAAGACUAUGCUCCUGUAAUUCAGGAGGAUAAAAGCACGGAAUCGGUUGCUCUCCCAGCUAACGAUCCCCUCAGCCCUAUCAGUGACAUUACAAGUCCGCUCAUGUCAAGUGCUGUGCAGCUGAAUAACCAGUCAACUUUAACUGCUGAAGAUCCAGUCUCAAUGAUGGAUUCCAUACUCAGUGAGAAUGGAGUAAUUUCGCAGAACAUAAAUCUUCUUGGAAAAGUUGAACUCCUGGAUUAUCUUGACAGUAUCGACUGCAGUUUAGAGGACUUCCAGGCUAUGUUAUCAGGACGACAGUUCAGCAUAGAUCCAGAUCUUCUGGUUGAUCUUUUUACAAGCUCUGUGCAGAUGAACCCAACAGAUCAUAUCACUAAUACUAAAAUGGAGCCAAAGGGAAUAGAAACUGUUCAGAAUAAUGCUGGUCCAGCUGCUUCACAAGAAUCACAAGUUUCUAAGCCCAAAUCAGAUAAACAACUCAUACAGUACACUGCAUUUCCACUCCUUGCAUUCCUUGAUGGGAACCCAGGCUCCACUGCUGAGAGUGGAAGCUCCACAACAGAAAUUGCUUCCUCUGUUGACAAACACCUGGAAGUAGAUGAGCUCCUGGAGAGCAGUCUGGAUCCUGCACCAACUCAGAGCAAAUUAGUGCGGCUGGAGCCGCUGACAGAGGCAGAAGCAAGUGAAGCCACGCUGUUCUAUUUAUGUGAACUGGCUCCAGCCCCCAUGGACACAGACAUGCCAUUCUUGGAUAACUAAUAUAAUGGAGACUCUGUAUAUAGUCAUGAAGAUGAACUAUUUAUUUAGAAGAUUGUUUGGUAUAUGCGUUUUUUGUAAAUCACUCUGUUCUAUGUAACCAGAUAAUGUUGAAUCUAAAACAUCUUUUCCUAUCUUCCUUCCUACAAGCAGUUGUUUAACUAUAGAGUUAGUUAGACGAGCUAUUAGACAUGGUUGGCAAUACCAAGUCAGACUGUUACCAUACUUAACUACUGUCAAAUACUUGGAAUUAUACAUAUCUCUGAAUAUCCAGGGUACCCAAACACUUGUUUUGUUAAUAGUAAGCUUAUACUUCUCGUCUUAUGUAUGAUGAAGUAAACUAGUAGUGUAUGGUUAGGGAAGCACUGACGUUCUGUAUUUCGAGUUUUUUCUAUUUUUUACAACAGUUUGUUUAAUAAACAUGAGGCUUUUUUGGGGUGGGAGGGGACCAGGACCUGAUGUAGGCUUUUUUCUUCCCUGCUUGAACUGGGAACAAAGUGCCUGUACCUUGCUGAAUCUUGGUUCUGCCUUACUUUCACUGUUGUGGAAGUGCUUAUUAAUAGCACAAACGGGGGAAAAGUCUUUACAGUCACCAAGCUCGUUGACUGCAUGAGUACUUGGACCAUCUACUCUGAUAAAAAUAAACGUUACUUAAGUGUGAUAUUUGC